Brettanomyces bruxellensis is the source of this 1215-nucleotide messenger RNA. RefSeq lists its product as uncharacterized. Gene Ontology annotation, biological process: G protein-coupled receptor signaling pathway. Gene Ontology annotation, molecular function: pheromone binding; mating-type factor pheromone receptor activity. The transcript has a single exon. Lineage: Eukaryota; Fungi; Ascomycota; Pichiomycetes; Pichiales; Pichiaceae. The record is from RefSeq and is a predicted model, not a curated record. Bases 1 to 1215 code for a protein of 404 amino acids. Gene Ontology annotation, cellular component: membrane; G protein-coupled receptor homodimeric complex.
AUGUCGUCUGCAAGCGAAUACAUCGAUGCAUCCAACAUCGUGCUUUCGUACGAGUCCGCACAAGGACCUGCAAAUAUUACAUUUGGAGAAAUUGAUCAGUACAUCCACCAGCAGUUGAUUCUCUCCUCUGUGUUUGGUGUGAGAAUUGGGCUAGCCACGAUCUGCUUACCGGUGACAUAUCUCAUUACAAAGAACAAGAAAACGCCGAUCUUUGCGCUCAACCUCUCAUGUCUUGUCGUUUUAUUUAUCCACUCGAUAAUGUACAUGUUUACAGUUCACAACAGCUAUUCCACAGUCAGCACGUAUUUUUCAGGCUACACUUACUUCAACCAGAACGCAUCUGCUGUGACGGCAGCUACCAACACCUUCUACUUCAUUCUCAUCACUUUGGUUGAGUGCUCACUCACAUACCAAGUUUACAUCAUCUUCAGAUCCCCAAGCAGUCGAGUCCGGCUUCUUGGCUACCUUGUGACGUUUAUCUCGGCAGUUGUUGGACUCGUGACCAUUGGCUUCUACCUUGCCUACCUCAUUCUGGCAAACGAGGUGAAUUUCUUCGAUAUCCUCGCAGUUCCAGACUGGCUAGUGAAUACGCCGCUUUUCUGCUUUACAGGAUCUUCCUGCAUCACUUCCAUCCUCUUAAUCUUGAAGCUUGGCCUAGCCAUCCGCACAAGAAGAAUAUUGGGCCUCAAGCAAUUCAGUAUCUUCCACAUUCUCUUCAUCAUGGCCUUUCAGACGUUGAUCGUCCCUACUGUGAUCAUCAUUCUCUCAUUCCAUGGUGUCAAGUCUCCAUAUGCUCUAUCAGCAAUUGGUUUGGCUCUAGUCGCUCUUUCUCUCCCUAUAACAACCAUGUGGGCCAACUCUGUUUUGGACGGAAAGCUUCCUAGCUCCUCUGCCAAUACAUAUAUUCCUUACAUGGCCAACUUGAAGAACAGACCGGAUGCAACCACUCCACAGUCAUCUGCUACACUUUCAGGCUUUGAUUAUGGGCAAAAAAAGGAGGAAACACACACUGCAUCCUGCCUAACAAGUCCCGGAACUCUAGGUGAUGAGACUAAUACCGAAGAUCCGAAGUUCUGGAGGCAGGUCGAGAUGUAUGCAGACGUUUUGGAUCCUAACGACUUGGAAAAGGAGGAAGAUGGUACUGGAGAAGCCGAAGCAGAGAGUUGCGAUGAAACAACCUCUCCUGCCAAUAACAACCCGGCAGAUAAGGCUUAG